AUGAUGAGCCUAGUCACGUCUUUGGCUUUGCCUUUGGCUUUGUUUUUGGGAUUGUGUUCGGCCGCUCCUGCGCCGCAUCUCUCCUCCACCUUUGGCGGAGAGAUGAGUGGAGCGGCUGAAAUGAGUAAGAACAGCUUCAACGCUUCGGUUCAGUCCAAUUUCUUUGAGGCUACGCUGAUUUGUAAGUUGGUUUUUGAAGUUAUGAUGUUUUAGUUAGUGCUAGAAUUAUUUUUGUAUUUUCAAACUAAAAAUAAAAAAAAAAUUUUUUUGAAAUUUGGAUAUUUUGGAAAAAAAAAUCAACAGGGGAACCAAGCUCACUUUUAAAAAAUUUUUUUUUGAUAAUGUGAUUGUUUUCGGAUUUGAUUCACCUUGCAUCAAUUGAAUCAUUUAAUUACCGUGAUAUUAGUAUGUUAAAAUUAAAAAAAAAGAAGUUUUAAAACUUUUCGAAAAAGAAUCAAAAACCCUUACUUUUUCUAAAAAUAAUAUUUUUGUUAUUUUAAAAUAUAAAAAAAUUAUUUUUUUUAAUUUCAGUAGUAUUCCCAGACACAUUGGUCAACUUGUACAAAAAAAGUAAGUCUUCUCUUCAAAAAUUUUUUUCGUUUAUUUCAUUUUUUUUAGCGCGUUAAAAUAAUUCUGUGCUCUCCAAUCCUGGAAAUUUCUUUGUGAAGGGCACAGAAUUAUUUAAGCAACCUAAUAAUUUUAAUCUUAAAAAUAUUUGGGCCAAGGCUCUGGGCUAGGGCGCUGGGCUAGGGCGCUGGGCUAGGGCUCUGGGCUAGGCCUCUGGGUUAGGGUUUUGGGCUAGGGCUCUGGGCUAGUACUCUGGACUAGGGCUCUGAGAUAGGAAUCUUGGCUAGGGCUCUUGAAUAGAGCUCUGGGCUAGGGCCUUUGACUCGGGCCAAAAAUUUACAUAUUUUUAAAAAUUUUUCAAAAUUUUAUAUAUCUUUAGAUCCCAGAAUCCGAGCAAGUGUGUUUAUUCAACCUGACCAGCAAUCCAGACAACUUUAAGGCUUUGAAAGAUCCUCAAAGUCAGGAUCAAGUCAAGGCGUUGAUCCAACAACAAUGUCCUGAAGGAGCUGAUAAAGUUACAGCUUUCUUUGAUCAAGCUGCCACAAUUUUGCAACAGGUCCCAGACUCGGUCAAAAGUCUUUUUGAGAAGGUAAAAUACGCGAUUUCUACUGAUAACUUUUAUUUUAAAAUUUAAAAGUUAAAAUUUUGAAUUUUUGAAAACUUUUUUAAAUAUAAAUUUUUUUUAUUUUAAAGUCAAAAACUUAAAAAUUGCAGUUCUUUGACUCAGUGAAGUCCUUCCAAACUCAAAUCCAGACCUCCCAGAACGCUUCUCAACCUCCAACUCAAGAUUCCAUCAAUCAGGUCAAGGAUGCCUUUACAACGUUGGUCACUGGCAUCAGAGACUUGUCAGAUACUGAUAAGAACGCUACUGCUCAGGUCUUCCCCAAAUUGUCUGCUUUCAUCACAGGUAAGGGUCCUAAUGGUUACAAGUAACAAUCAUGAUGACAUAUUUUAUGGAAAAAUUUAAAAUAUUUAAUGGUAGGUUGUUCAACUAAUUCUGUGCCUUUUUUCAAAGCAAAUUUUUGGUUUUAGGGGGCUCAGAAUUAUUUGAACAACCUAAUAGGGCACUGAAUUAUUUGAACAAUAUAAUAUUUUUGAGCUUAAUAAAGUCUUGACGUCAAUUUAUAUAGAAUUGAACGGCGAAAAACGGCAAGACUUUUUUUUGUACUUUAAGAUGUCAAAAUGAUGUGAUUUUUUGAAUUUUAAAAUUUUUUCAUUAUGAAAAUGUUCUAGGUGACGAUGCCAAGAACUUCCAGACCAGCCUGGCCAAUCUUAUGGCUCAAAGCCCAUCUGGUACAACUGGUAAGCCUGAUCCCGCCCAGCUGGCUCAAAUGAAAGUGAGUUUAAGAAAUUAUGAAAAAUAUGUCAUGAUCACACUUUUUUUUAACAAAUUUGGCACAAAAAGUGUGUUAUCAUUAUGGAGAAAAAUAUGUCAUCACGACGGAGAAAAGUAUGUUAUCAUGAUAAAGAAAAGACGUCAUCAUGAUAUAGAAAACUAUUUUCACUACAAAAAUUUAAAAAAAAGUUUUAGACCGCCUAUCAAACCCUCCGAACAGACUUCAAGAAGGUGAUCAACGACUACACCACCCAAAACCAGCAAUACCUGACUGAAGCCAGCCAGCUGGUUGGAAAUGAUCUGGCUAGCAAGCUAAAGUCUGGCAAAGGAUUGGGAGGCUAUGUCAACAACAAUCUGCCAGCCGACCUUGAUUCUUCCGAAAGCCUUGAGGGUAACUUCCAGAACUUCAAAAGCGUUGGAUGUAACAAUCCUUUUGGCCAUAGUCUUGAGGCCCAAUCAUCGGUCAAUCAAAACGGAUUUGGUGGCAAUUUGAAUAUUAAUUAA
Molecule: messenger RNA, 2407 nt
Organism: Bursaphelenchus okinawaensis
Lineage: Eukaryota; Metazoa; Nematoda; Chromadorea; Rhabditida; Aphelenchoididae
Source: the annotation of a GenBank genome assembly